Sorex fumeus (smoky shrew) is the source of this 1214-nucleotide messenger RNA. RefSeq names its product YJU2 splicing factor homolog B (gene YJU2B). Gene Ontology annotation, cellular component: U2-type spliceosomal complex; post-mRNA release spliceosomal complex. Bases 48 to 1208 code for a protein of 386 amino acids. Lineage: Eukaryota; Metazoa; Chordata; Mammalia; Eulipotyphla; Soricidae. The transcript is spliced from 9 exons. Gene Ontology annotation, biological process: mRNA splicing, via spliceosome. The record is from RefSeq and is a predicted model, not a curated record.
AUCGGCUGCGUGAGAGCCUGCUCGGAACGUGAGAACCAGCCGCCAGGAUGGGCGAGAGGAAAGGAGUGAACAAAUACUACCCCCCGGAUUUCAACCCUGAGAAGCACGGCACCCUCAACGGCUACCAUGGCAGCCACCCACUGCGCGAACGGGCACGGAAGCUGUCCCAGGGCAUCCUCAUCAUUAGGUUUGAGAUGCCCUACAACAUCUGGUGUGACGGCUGCAGGAACCACAUCGGCAUGGGGGUCCGCUACAACGCAGAGAAGAAGAAGGUGGGCAACUACUACACGACCCCCAUCUACAGGUUCCGCAUGAAAUGCCACCUGUGUGUCAACUACAUCGAGAUGCAGACAGACCCCGCCAGCUGCGACUACGUGAUCGUCAGUGGUGCCCAACGCAAGGAGGAGCGCUGGGACAUGCAGGACAAUGAGCAGGUGCUGACCACAGAGCAUGAGAAAAAGCAGAAGCUGGAAACGGACGCCAUGUUCCGGCUGGAGCACGGUGCAGCCGACCGCGGGACCCUGCAGAAGGCGCUGCCCACCCUCAGCCACAUCCAGGAGGUGCAGAGUGCAUGGCGGGAUGACUUUGCCCUCAACAGCCUGCUGCGGAGAAGGUUCCGGGAAAAGAAGAAGGCCCAGCAGGAGGAGGAGCAGCGGGACCAGGCGCUGCAGGCCAAGGCCAGCCUGGCCAUCCCACUGGUACCUGAGACCGAGGAUGACCGCCGGCUGGCCGCGCUGCUCAAGCUACACACCCUGGACUCCUACGAGGAUAAGCAGAAGUUGAAGAGGACGGAGAUCACCCAUCGCUCCUGGUUCGGCCCCUGCCUGGGUCCGGGCGGCGGCAGCAGAGCCAGCAGCGGCGUCCUGAAGAAGCUGGUCCAGGCCCGCCGCACAGCACCCCCCAGCAGCCCCGUCGCUCCGUGCCAGCUGGGCAUCGUGCGCCGGCCCCCCAGGGACGUGCCCGAAAGCCUCCAGGCCCCCGCCAGGGCCCCUGAGUCAGGGGACCAGCCCGAGGGGACUGCCCAGGACAGGCCCGCAACCCUCCCAGACUGCCACCAGGAAACUUCCCAGACCCCCAAGACUGGUGGGCUGGAGGGGAACUGUCCGCAAGGGACCCCUUUAAGAGCAGCCGAGCCCCAGGACCCGCAGCACCCUCACAGCCUCGGCUCCUCCCUGGUGGCUGACUACUCGGACUCAGAAAGCGAGUGAGCCUCU